Messenger RNA from Piliocolobus tephrosceles (Ugandan red Colobus), 2122 nucleotides. RefSeq names its product phosphoglucomutase 2 (gene PGM2). Gene Ontology annotation, cellular component: nucleus. Bases 74 to 1912 code for a protein of 612 amino acids. The transcript has 14 exons. Gene Ontology annotation, molecular function: phosphopentomutase activity; magnesium ion binding. The record is from RefSeq and is a predicted model, not a curated record. NCBI's taxonomy places the organism in Eukaryota, Metazoa, Chordata, Mammalia, Primates, Cercopithecidae. Gene Ontology annotation, biological process: purine ribonucleoside salvage; carbohydrate metabolic process.
CACCUCUUGGGGCCAGGCCGGAAGAGUGACCUUGCCGCCUACUUCCCUCAGUCGCGGCAGCACAAGCUCAGCUAUGGCGGCUCCAGAAGGCGGCGGUCUCGGUGAGAACACCCGGCUGGACCGGGAGACGGCCCAGUGGCUGCGCUGGGACAAGAAUUUCUUAACUUUGGAGGCAGUGAAACGACUAAUAGCAGAAGGUAAUAAAGAAGAACUAGGAAAAUGUUUUGGGGCCCGAAUGGAGUUUGGGACAGCUGGCCUUCGAGCUGCUAUGGGACCUGGAAUUUCUCGUAUGAAUGACUUGACCAUCAUCCAGACUACACAGGGAUUUUGCAGAUACCUGGAAAAACAGUUCAGUGACUUAAAGCAGAAAGGCAUCGUGAUCAGCUUUGACGCCCGAGCCCAUCCAUCCAGUGGGGGUAGCAGCAGAAGGUUUGCCCGACUUGCUGCAACCACAUUUAUCAGUCAGGGGAUUCCUGUGUACCUCUUUUCUGAUAUAACGCCAACCCCCUUUGUGCCCUUCACAGUAUCACGCUUGAAACUUUGUGCUGGAAUCAUGAUAACUGCAUCUCACAAUCCAAAGCAGGAUAAUGGUUAUAAGGUCUAUUGGGAUAAUGGAGCUCAGAUCAUCUCUCCUCAUGAUAAAGGGAUUUCUCAAGCUAUUGAAGAAAACCUAGAACCAUGGCCUCAAGCUUGGGACGACUGUUUAAUUGAUAGCAGUCCACUUCUUCACAAUCCGAGUGCUUCCAUCAAUAAUGACUACUUUGAAGACCUUAAAAAGUACUGUUUCCACAGGAGCGUGAACAGGGAGACGAAGGUGAAGUUUGUGCACACCUCUGUCCAUGGGGUGGGUCAUAACUUUGUGCAGUCAGCUUUCAAGGCUUUUGACCUUGUUCCUCCUGAGGCUGUUCCUGAACAGAAAGAUCCGGAUCCUGAGUUUCCAACGGUGAAAUACCCGAAUCCCGAAGAGGGGAAAGGUGUCUUGACUUUAUCUUUUGCUUUGGCUGACAAAACCAAGGCCAGAAUUGUUUUAGCAAAUGACCCAGAUGCUGAUAGACUUGCUGUGGCAGAAAAGCAAGACAGUGGUGAAUGGAGGGUGUUUUCAGGCAAUGAGUUGGGGGCCCUCUUGGGCUGGUGGCUUUUUACAUCUUGGAAAGAGAAGAACCAGGAUCGCAGUGCUCUCAAAGACACGUACAUGUUGUCCAGCACCGUCUCCUCUAAAAUCUUGCGGGCCAUUGCCUUAAAGGAAGGUUUUCAUUUUGAGGAAACAUUGACUGGCUUUAAGUGGAUGGGAAACAGAGCCAAACAGCUAAUAGACCAGGGGAAAACGGUCUUAUUUGCAUUUGAAGAAGCUAUUGGAUACAUGUGCUGUCCUUUUGUUCUGGACAAAGAUGGAGUCAGUGCCGCUGUCAUAAGUGCAGAGUUGGCUAGCUUUCUAGCAACCAAGAAUUUGUCUUUGUCUCAGCAACUGAAGGCCAUUUAUGUGGAGUAUGGCUACCAUAUUACUAAAGCUUCCUAUUUUAUCUGCCAUGAUCAAGACACCAUUAAGAAAUUGUUUGAAAACCUCAGAAACUACGAUGGAAAAAAUAAUUAUCCAAAAGCUUGUGGCAAAUUUGAAAUUUCUGCCAUUAGGGACCUUACAACUGGCUAUGAUGAUAGCCAGCCUGAUAAGAAAGCUGUUCUUCCCACUAGUAAAAGCAGCCAAAUGAUCACCUUCACCUUUGCUAAUGGAGGCGUGGCCACUAUGCGCACCAGUGGGACAGAGCCCAAAAUCAAGUAUUAUGCAGAGCUGUGUGCCCCACCUGGAAACAGUGAUCCUGAGCAAUUGAAGAAGGAACUGAAUGAACUGGUCAGUGCUAUUGAAGAACAUUUUUUCCAGCCACAGAAGUACAAUCUGCAGCCAAAAGCAGACUAAAAUAGUCCAGUCUUCGGUAUACUUGCAUUUGCCUACAAUUAAGCUGAGUUUAACUUGUUAAGCAAUAUUUUUAAGGGCCAAAUGAUUCAAAAUGUUAUAGGUAUUUAUGUGUUUUACAAAGACCUACAUUCCUCAUUGUUUCAUGUUUGACCUUCAAGGUGAAAAAAGAAAAGAUGGCCAAACCCAACAAACUAACAUUCCUACUAAAAA